Sphaerodactylus townsendi is the source of this 1757-nucleotide messenger RNA. It is a transcript of the gene RPL7L1, whose product is annotated as ribosomal protein L7 like 1. Gene Ontology annotation, cellular component: cytosolic large ribosomal subunit. The transcript is spliced from 7 exons. Lineage: Eukaryota; Metazoa; Chordata; Lepidosauria; Squamata; Sphaerodactylidae. Gene Ontology annotation, molecular function: RNA binding; structural constituent of ribosome. Gene Ontology annotation, biological process: maturation of LSU-rRNA from tricistronic rRNA transcript (SSU-rRNA, 5.8S rRNA, LSU-rRNA). The coding region runs from base 75 to 818 and encodes 247 amino acids. The record is from RefSeq and is a predicted model, not a curated record.
UCGGGGAAGAAAGACCGCUCCUUCCGCUUUGCUCUUGUCUGCAGUUCGGUGCUGGAACUUGGAGGAAAGGAAAGAUGGCGGAACCCGAACCUGAAAGAAAAAUACGGUUGGUCCCGGAAAACCUGCUUAAGAAAAGAAAGGCCUAUCUGGCAAUCAAAGCUACCCAGGCAAAGCAGGCUUUGCUGGAUAAGAGAAAGCAUCAGAAAGGAAAACAGAUCAAGUUCAAACGUCUUGAGGAGUUUGUUCAUGACUCUCAUCGGAAACUCAGAGACAACGUACGCCUGAAGCGCAUGGAACACAGGCCUAGACUGUUGCAAGUGCCCAAGGGACACAAGCUGACAUUCGCUGUACGGAUUGCUGACAUUAAAGGGGUGAGUCAUCAGGUUCUGCGUGUCAUACAGAGGCUGCGGUUGAGCAAGAUUUACAGUGGCACAUUUGUCAAGCUGUCGCCAGUAUCACUGAAAAUGCUACGGAUAGUGGAGCCUUAUGUGGCAUGGGGAUACCCCAACCUGAAAUCUAUUCGAGAGCUGAUACUGAAACGAGGCCAUGCCAAAAUCAAUAAGAAAAAGCUUGCUCUUACAGACAAUGUUCUGAUUGAACAGCAUCUGGGACAGUAUGGUAUCAUUUGUCUAGAAGAUCUUAUCCACGAAAUUUACUCAGCUGGGAAACAUUUUAAUGAAAUCAAUCAAUUUUUGUGGCCGUUCUACCUAUCAGUGGCUCGUUACGCUUCUCGUAACAGAUUGGGGUUCCGCAAGGAAAUUGGUGAUCCUGGAUUUCGAGGCGAUGGGAUCAACCAGCUCAUACGACUGUUGAACUAGACCCAAAAACUUUUUUUAUGGACACUGGGGAACAUCCUGCAAGAUUUGUACUCUAUGAUGUACAAAUGAUGUCCGUCAAAGAUUUUUGGAACUGUUCUUCAUGAUAUUUCAUCUGAGGCUAUGCAAGAUGUGAAUGCAAGUGAAAGAGCAGCUAAACAUCUUAAUUAAAUUGGAAGAUACCCAAGCUGUGACUUGAAAGUUGUCCUGUGCAUUAAAUUGGAAUGGCGGCUACUGAAGAAAAGGGCUCAGACAGGAGCAGCUUCAGUUGCAAGGCCUGCCUGCCUUUUCCCCUUGGUAACAUCUAUCUGUUACGUGGAAGCUUUGUCACCCUAAUAAUAGUUUUUGAGAACAUUUUCAGAAUAAAAUUUUUCACUCCUGUUGUGGAAAUGCUUGGCAUCUAAGUUAAGACUAAGUUAAGACUAUUCCUUGAAAUUAAUAAGGAAAUAUUGUUAAUGUGCUCAAUAAUGAGCACAAUAAAAUUUUCACCCUUGUCCCGUCUCUUUUCUCCCAGUCGGUGGUUGGCCUUGCCUUCUCCUUUAGACUCUUUGGCCAUCUCAUUUUCUUAAAGUAAUAGCCAGGCUCAUUCCAUUUCUUGAGUUACUUUGGUAUGCAAAGACUCUGAAAUCUUUUAAGUUUAAAUAUUUUGCGUUAAGAAGAAGUUUGUUAAUUUUCAUACGCAUUACAAACAUGGGAACUUGAUUUAGGAAAAGCAUUUAAUUUGUGCUUUCUUAUAUAAUAAAUCUAUGCUUUUCAUACUUUUGAAAUGUUGGUGGAAAACCAAAGGCAAUGGAACAUACUUCUGAGAGAACUGGUUUAAAUGGGUUGUUUAUAACUUGGAGGUGGGUACUGUUGGGAAAAGGAAACUAGUUCACCUUGAGCCAAGAGAAAUGUGGGGGAGGUGGUGUAAAUAUCCUAAUAAAUAAAACAACAAUAAGCUUU